CUGAAGGCAGCAUAAGAGUCCUGCCGUGACGUCAUGUGUGGAGCAGUUGAGUCAGUCAGCUGAGGAAGGAGGAACUCCGACAACAGAAAGUCAACCAGGAAACCGAAGCUGCUGAACUGACCCACCGCCCUGGUGUGACGGCCAAACGGCGGUUUUAACGAUAGGAAUCACUGUGUAACAGUACAGGAUUUACCUUUGAUAUUUAGGGUGAUACAAAACAGCGACAUGGCUUCCCUUUUCAAGAAGAAGACUGUGGAUGACAUAAUCAAGGAACAGUCAAAGGACCUGCGUGGCACUCAGAGGCAGAUCACCAGGGACAGAGCAGCGCUGGAGAAGCAAGAGAAGCAAAUGGAGGCUGAAAUCAAGAAAAUGGCCAAGAGUGGCAACAAGGAGGCAUGUAAGAUUCUGGCCAAGCAGUUGGUCCAGCUGAGGAAGCAGAAGAACCGCACAUACGCCGUCAGCUCUAAGGUCACCUCCAUGUCUACGCAGACAAAAGUCAUGAACUCCCAAAUGAAAAUGGCUGGCGCCAUGUCUGCAACAGCCAAGACAAUGCAAGCAGUGAAUAAAAAAAUGGAUCCACAGAAGACACUGAAGACAAUGCAGGACUUCCAGAAGGAGAACAUGAAGAUGGGCAUGACAGAGGACAUGAUCAAUGACACCUUGGAUGAGAUCUUCGAUGGAUCAGAUGAUGAAGAGGAAUCGCAGGACAUUGUCAACCAGGUUCUGGAUGAAAUUGGCAUUGAAAUCUCAGGAAAGAUGGUGAGCGCUCCAGCUGCAGGAAAGAACCUCCCCAGCGCCGCCUCAUCCAAACAGGCCACCAUCUCCGACGACGAGAUUGAGAGACAGCUCCGAGCUCUGGGAGUGGACUAAUUGUCUUCUCUGUAUUAAUGUUCACAUUAUAAACCGUGUGCAACAUUAAUACAAAUUGAUACGGACUCUUUUAGACACAUUGGUUUUUGUUAUUGUUGAAAUGCUACAGGUGUAACAAAUGGUGUACACACACACACACACACACACACACACACACACACACACACAUGCAUUAACAGAUUCAAAGGCAUGCAGACAUGCAUAUUAGCACGCACAUACUUACACUUUCUUUGGCAGGUUGCCUUACAGAUCAUUAGGAGCCGAACGUCUGAUCUAUUUAUGCGAAAAUAAUAUUUAUUAUGAAACUGGAGUGGUGCAGCCUGAAGGUGGACCAAUAAUAGAUGUUUGACCUUAAGAGCUUUUGACCACCUACGCUGUUCGCCACCCAUCUCUGUCUUUAUAAGGGCUACAGUAUAUGAAACCAUGGGAAUGGCUUUUACCCGUCUGAUGUUUCCGUAGAUCAGCUUUCACGUGGCUGAAGAUGGUUUGCCUUUCUCUAGCAAGUUUUAAUGAGAAAAAACAUGGUAAU
This is a messenger RNA of Etheostoma cragini (Arkansas darter), 1399 nucleotides long. It is a transcript of the gene chmp2ba, whose product is annotated as charged multivesicular body protein 2Ba. Gene Ontology annotation, biological process: late endosome to vacuole transport; endosome transport via multivesicular body sorting pathway; protein transport. Bases 226 to 870 code for a protein of 214 amino acids. The transcript has 6 exons. Lineage: Eukaryota; Metazoa; Chordata; Actinopteri; Perciformes; Percidae. Gene Ontology annotation, cellular component: ESCRT III complex; multivesicular body. The record is from RefSeq and is a predicted model, not a curated record.